Molecule: messenger RNA, 4033 nt
Organism: Plectropomus leopardus (leopard coralgrouper)
Lineage: Eukaryota; Metazoa; Chordata; Actinopteri; Perciformes; Serranidae
Gene: gpm6ab
Product: glycoprotein M6Ab
Biological process (GO): neuron projection development
Cellular component (GO): neuronal cell body; plasma membrane; axonal growth cone
Source: RefSeq, a predicted model, not a curated record
GAAACAGGGACUUCCCUGAGCCUCCAUCAUCUACAGGGAGGGAAAAAAACACUCACACACACACAGCCUCCCACAUACACACACACGCACACUGUGCUGCGAGCUAGCAAGGGGCUUUAAACAGCUUCACACUAAACAGAGACAAAGGGACUGUAACUUGCCACAAUGGAGGAAAACAUGGAUGAAUCACAAAGCCAGAAAGGCUGUAAGGAGUGCUGUGAGCGGUGUGUGGGCAGCCUGCCAUGGGCCUCUCUCAUUGCCACUAUUCUCCUGUACAUGGGUGUGGCCUUGUUCUGCGGGUGUGGCCACGAGGCUUUGAGCGGCACCGUCACCAUCCUUCAAAACUACUUUGAAGUCAUCAGAGCCCCGGGAGAAACGCUGGAUGUGUUUACCAUUAUUGACAUCCUCAAGUAUAUCAUCUAUGGCCUUGCAGCUGGAUUCUUUCUGUUUGGAGUGCUGUUGCUGGUUGAGGGCUUUUUCACCACCGGAGCUAUUAGGGACCUCUAUGGAGAGUUCAAGAUCACUGCCUGCGGACGCUGCCUGACUGCAUUCCUGAUGUUCCUGGCCUACCUGUUCUUCCUGGUAUGGCUCGGAGUGACAGCGUUCACCAGCCUGCCAGUCUUCAUGUACUUCAACGUUUGGUCCAUGUGUCAGAACACCAGCCUGGUGGAGGGAGCAAACCUCUGCCUGGACCUGCGUCAGUUUGGAGCGGUGACCAUCUCUGAGGAGAGGAAGGUGUGUACAGGAUCUGAGAAGUUCUUCAAGAUGUGCGAAUCUAAUGAGCUGGACUUGACCUUCCAUCUGUUCGUCUGCACACUGGCGGGAGCAGGAGCUGCUGUCAUCGCCAUGGUCCACUUCCUGAUGGCCCUAGCCGCUAACUGGGGCUAUCUGAAGGACGCCAGCCGGAUGCAGAAGUACGAGGACAUCAAGUCGAAGGAAGAGCAGGAGCUGCAUGACAUCCACUCUACGCGCUCCAAAGAACGUCUCAACGCUUACACAUAAACACGCACCUACAAGAAACGACACACACACACUUACCUGUCAGACACACACAAGAUGAUACAUGCACACACACAAACACACACACACACACACACACACACACACACACACACACACACAGGGCCUUACACAAGCCUAAGGAUACUAGAAAUAUAUACGAGUUAAAAAAACCCAACACAAACAUACACUCUACGACACAAAGACACGAGGAGGCAGAAAUUAAUUGAAAACAUAAAAACGAUGACAACACAGACACCAUGCAGUAGAUCAUUGACUCAGGUGGUCUAUGCUAACACCUAAGCUAUGUCGGUUUGCUCUAUACUUUUACUAACCCUGACUUUACGUUAAAAGUGAAAACAAGCGCUUCAGUCACAGAUGAAGUGGUGCUGGUGAUGGCUGAUUGUACACUACUAAAACUCACUGAAAAAAGCUACAUGAUGACGUGAUUGCAUCAUUAAAACUCUAAUAUUUCACUCUUAAGAUUUCUCAGUAUAAAGGCUGAAAUUUACCAGGGCCGGCCUCAGCACUUUAGGGGCCCUAAGCUCGCCUCCAAUAUCACAAAAUAGCUUUUGCAGUGUGUGAAUGUGCAGAACCAUCAUCUGGAACUGGCCACACAGGAAAAAAACAAAAUAAUCUUGAAAAAAAGGACCUUAAAAAAACAAAAAAAGUGGAGUGCAUCUAUAUACAGUAGAAAGCACAAGAAACAUACAAGAUAAUACUACUUUAAGAAGUACCCAAAGAAAUGUCUUGUUGUAAUUUGCUUGUUUGUGCCCAAUGGUGGCCAUAAGCACUUAAUUAGUUUGCUUAAUGUUUUUGCCAGCUGUGCGUUUUCUUUUAAAAAUGCCAACAUUUCCUGAAAGGUCCGUUUUACUAGACGAGCAUAUGGUGAUCUCGCCGUUAGCUGUUAGCACGGCACGCUAAAGUCAACAGUCUACAGCAGAAUCAUGAAUGUGUUCGGUGUCUGUGAGCUCAUCAUUAUAUGUUGGGGGGGGGGGCCUGUCCAAAAGGAGCAAUGUCAUUGUAUCUCCCCAACAGCCUCAAUACCUGCAGUACACACAUCACACUCACACACUCACACACACAUACACACACAUAGAUGUGGCUGAAUGGUCGGUGUUGUGCAGGCAGUGUUGUAUGGUGGUGUCAUGCUGUGUCGUGUCGUUUCGCCACAUUAUGAUGACUGGUAUUGCAGAGAAAUAUGGCCCCCAAGGAAACGUGUACCUCUCGAGUACAAAUGGGUAGCUUUGAUAACUUUUCCUCCCCCUCCACCCUCUCUUUUCGACUCCUUUUUCCUCAGAUCCUACCCAUCCUCUUUCUCUACUAUGUGACCUCUUCAUGAUGAGCCCAGUUUCAUUAGUUGUUCAACACGUUCGUGUUACACAUACCGACCGGUACGUCCCACAGGUGGCCGUUAGGGCUAAUAGUUUAUUGCUAUAAUAAUGAAACCAGAUGUUGAUUGCCAAAAGACACAGAUGAUGUCAGAAAUUCUCCUGUUUUUCAAAUUACCCUUAAAUGGCUUUAAUUGUACUCUAUAUCACAUAUCGGGCUCCUUAAGCUCACUUGAACUUUCAAAGUAAAAGCACUUAAUUUCAAAGAGGCCAUUUCCAACACCUACUGAAACGGGGCUCUGCGUCCUCCCUCCCUUUAUCCCCACUUUGUACAAACUUGUGAUUUGUCCUCAAAAACAGCACAUCUUAGCAGCACAAAGUCUUUUUAACGUGUCAUGUUCUCAUCAGUCUGAUAACUAAUGUUUUUCUCACUUUUUGGAAUUUUUGCCACAUUUUUAUCAGUAUUAUUUAUGUGUAAUUUUAGCAUUGGGAGGGGGUAUUUAAAGGGGGCAGGCGGGGGUGGGGGGAGGGAGGGGGGUUAUAUCACUGUCACAUUUUCAUGUGAUGACUAUAUUUCAGUGGUUCUGCACACACACAAAUACACACAAACACAAACACAUACAGCAAUCAUCUCGAGAGUUUCUCUCAUUGCCAUGUCUUUGUUUUUUUGCAUAUCUUUCUUUCAACGAGCCCUGAUGUGACCAAAAUUAUAAUUUAUUUGUGAGUUGAAUUUGACUUGUCUUUAGUGACGUGAAGAGGUGAUUACUGUGAAUUCUGGGCGGUGUGUUGGUUGUGCGGGAGCGGCAUCAUUGAAGGUUGUAAAGGAUGAGCUGGUUAUUUUUGGUCUGUGCAGGAUGUGUUUUCAGAUGGAGGAUUCAUUUGCCAAAAGCGUUUAAAGGUGUUGAUAUUUGUCACCUCUUAGGAGGAGUUUGUUAGGUGUUUGAAUCAGAUAGGAUGGAGAGGUGUAACUCGAAUUUAAAAGCAAAGGUCUGGAGGUGCUGAAAGAACCAGGAAGGGUUUAAAAGAGAAGUUAAAACUGAACAUCCAUACCAGCUGCAGGGAUCGAUUCAACUUGAGUAGUGUUGUUGGGAAUGAAGACCAAGAUGUGUCAGCUCGUGCUUUAGGAAUAAAGGUUUGUGGUUUUAAGGCCAGUUUAUAUUUUGUGUCUCAGUUAUCUCCUUAUGUGUUUUUAUACUGGAUGCUGUAUACUUUGUGAUCAGCAUGACUAGACUUGCUGGGAUGUAACUUGCUUGAACUGGAUCUUAAAAUUAGGGAUUUCAAAAAAGACAAACUCAAAUCCUGAGAGAGACGCCACUGCAGCCGCAGCAGCGAUAUAAGCUGCACCAUUGAUUUACGUCCACUAAAAGCACUUGUUUUUGCCGCUGACAGGCUCAUAUUUUUAUUCAGAGUGUUUGACAACAUUACGGAAAAGACUCUUCAGAGAAAUAAGACUUUAUUUGUUAACCUUUGCUGGUCUGUUUGUUAUUGUGACCGAGUCUCACUCAAGGAGAAGCCUCAUUCUGAAAUCUCGCGAGAGGUGACUGAUGGAAAUGUUAGUGAGAACUGUAGAGAGGAGUGACAGGAAGAGUUUGUCGUGUUGGAGUACAGAAAGCGCAGCUCAUUGUUAGCUCAUUUCAGAGAGAGUUCAGAGCGAGACUUUUUUUGAGCGAGACUGGGUCACAACAACAAACAGACCUGAUCAA